AUAUAAGUUUUUGUCACGAUAUAAAUUUAAGAUAUAAAGAACACAACCAUUGCGUGAACCAGAAACGGUCCUUUCGCUUUAAUGAUCUUAGCGUAAUAAAAUUUCUUUUGGGUUGACUUGUGGAUUUUUGUGUUAUGUAGAGUAGAAAUUUGAUGAAUAUUUGGUGGGGAGGAGUUUAUGGUUUGUAUAUAACCUUCGAGGCUAUUACUUCAAUUGAAAACGUAUAGCCCCAAGUUUCUUGUCAAAGAAAUUUUUUGAAAACAACGACUAUCCAAAGCAACGCUUGCAAUGCUUUAAUCAUAAUAAAAAGUAUGCGUGUACAGUAACCAAAUUUUGUGUAUAGACCGUAUGAAACACGCUGUAUAAUUGAUGAACAAAAUGUUUUUUCCUAUUUCUCAAACUGUUACGUAGACAAUUUUAUUAAGAACAGUAUAGUUUAAAACAAAAAAAACAAACAAUAUGUAUAAAACAGUGUUUCCAAGAAAAUUACCUUUCGUUUAGGCAAAUGAAAGUGAAACAGUGAAAGUGUUUUAAUAAAUAAAAUAAAGCAAAAAAAGUAUAUGCAUCUUUAAUUAAUAAGAAAAACGGAAAUUGGAAUGUUUGCUUUACAGCCUGCCCCGACAAUGGGUACCGUUGUCGCACCCUGGUCUGGGUCGAUGAUUGAUCGGUUGUCAUCACUGGAAGAUAUGCCACCAAAAGACAAUGUCAUAUCCAUGAAAAAUAUACCGUGUUUGGGCGUUACUGGUAGUGGCGGUGACGUUGGCGCGGAGGGCAUUACGACAGGAAAAGCUGCUACUGCGGUUCUGGAUCCAACUACCGCGGAAGCAACAGCAACGCCUCACGCCUCAACCUAUUUUGCGUCCACCUACUACCAUUUAAACGACGAUGAAUGUCAUAGCGGUGUCAAUCAGUUGGGUGGUGUUUUUGUAGGAGGCCGACCGCUUCCGGACUCGACACGACAGAAAAUUGUUGAACUGGCCCAUUCCGGAGCAAGGCCUUGCGAUAUAUCACGUAUUCUUCAAGUGUCAAAUGGUUGCGUGAGCAAAAUUUUGGGCAGAUAUUAUGAAACGGGGAGCAUACGGCCUCGCGCUAUAGGUGGUUCUAAACCUCGUGUAGCCACCGCUGAGGUAGUUAGUAAAAUUUCUCAAUAUAAACGUGAAUGUCCAAGUAUUUUUGCAUGGGAAAUUCGCGAUAAACUUCUGCAAGAUGGGAUUUGCACCAACGAUAACAUACCGAGUGUUUCAUCGAUAAACCGUGUGUUACGUAAUUUGGCAGCACAAAAAGAACAGCAACAACAGCACACCACCCCGAACAGAACAUCAUCGACCAACGGCAAUGUUGGAGGCAGUAACAGUGGUGCUGCUGCUGAACAUUUAAUGCAAACGUCAACCGCGCCUGGCGAUAGUAUGUCUAGUGAUCAUGUUAGCAUAGAAAUAGUUGCACCUACUACUUUAUCUUUAGAUUUGAAUAGUAACUCCGGCACAGUCACUUCCGAUGCUCCAAUUUAUAACAAGCUUCGACUUUUAAACGACCAUAGCGUUCACCACAGCCAUCACCAACUGCAAAGUCAUCAAAAUCAUUUAACAGCUUCCACUACGGCACAUCGCCAGAUUUGGCCACCCCGCCACUAUUCAUCCUCAUCUUGGUAUACGACAACUUUAAAUGGCGGUGUGACUAGCGCUACGGCCAGCGCCGGAAUACCUAAUACUGGUUCUUCUACAACCAUGGCCUCGGACUUUAGCGUACAGACUCUUCACAGCCAACAACACUCGCUCAGUCCUACCUUAAUGCCAACCCAUACUAACAACAAUUGUUCAAUCAACAAUGCAGAAGACAUUUCGCUCAAGAAAGAAGCCGACGGACACCAUUCAGAUGGAACUGCUUCUGGUGAGGGAGAGAAUUCUAAUGGUGGCACUUCGAAUUUGAGUUGUAAUGACGACGAUCAAGCGCGCCUUAUUUUGAAGAGGAAGCUGCAAAGAAAUCGUACAUCUUUCACUAAUGAACAAAUUGAUAGCUUAGAAAAAGAAUUUGAACGAACGCAUUAUCCCGAUGUAUUCGCUCGAGAACGCUUGGCCGCUAAGAUAGGGCUACCGGAAGCCCGAAUUCAAGUUUGGUUUUCGAAUCGCCGUGCUAAAUGGCGCCGUGAGGAGAAACUGCGAAACCAGCGCCGUACACCAAGUUCUACGGGAGGUACCUCGUCUUCAACUGCUUCGGCUGCGUCAAUUCCAGAUAGUCCUAACAGUAACAGCAUGGGUACUGCACCCUCCACCACUAUCCUGCCAGUAACCAGUGGCACGCGCAUGUUUUUCGAUUACUUUGGUUAUACUGCCCCUUCUACAGAUUCUAUGACGGACAUGGCUCUAUCAUCGCCAUUGCAUGCAGGUAGCGAUGCAACAUUUUCUUCUAGCUCCACAGUAGACGUUCCUAUAGCAACAAAUUCAACAGCUAUUCCAGUGUCAACUCCUAUAGUUGCAACCGCAACUCCAGAUGACUUGAAUCACCCUAAUUCGACUAGCAGUAACAGUAAUAGUGGUAUUAGCACCUCCGGCACUGGUAGCCGUGACAGUUCUGCCAGUAUUGGACCCAGCAGCAAUGAAAGUCGUAAUAGCGUAAACAAUACCUGCUCUACCCCUACAGUCAGCAGCCAUGGAAACAGUAGUACUCUUCCAAUUCAAAUACCAACUACGGCGGGACUCACCAUUAGCCAUCCACAUGCCCAUACUCACGAAGUACAUACAAGCGCAGCUCACAUAAGCGGAGCAUUAGUACCGACAUUAUCACCUCCUCGCCUUAAUAUUAACGGUGGAUUUAGCAGUUCAAUGAGUGCCAUGUAUCCAGCUUUACAUCAUACUCCGAUGCCGAUGGGUGACACCUACAGUUCAAUUGCUCCGAUGGCAAGCUUUACGCACUCCCACCCUUCAAUUACAACAAUGCCUGGUUCACCCAUAACACAGCAGAGAGAUUUGGGUUCAUCAUCUUUUUACCAAUGUCAUGUAUCUUUACGUCCGCCCAUCUCACAUUCACAUCACCAUCAUCAUGGCAUGCCAGGUAGUUUUGGUAGCGCGGCAGGUAGUAGUCAAAUAACUUGCACUGCAGCCAAUUUACAGGGCAUAAACUGCAAUACUACCAGCCAGACAAGUUCAACCUUUGACACUUUAGGAACUUACGGCCACACCGUCGGGCUACCUCCGCCCUUACCCACACAUCACAAUAGUAUACUGGAAAAUUGCGCAGCUCGUCAAACAACGUACAGCCCUCAUUCUCACUCGCAUUUAGGCAACAAUAGCAACGCUGCCGCCACUGUAUCAGCAGCUUCAUAUUCCCAGAUGGGGUACAACGGCUAUGCGGCUGUUGCCGCAGCAGCUUCCGUUACAGCUGCAUGCAACGGCAGUAGUAAUAGCAGUCCCCCCGUAGUUAAUUCACACAGCGCAGCUGGUAAGCAACAGCAGUUCUUUGCGUCCUGUUUCUACUCGCCAUGGGUAUAAGUCAAUGAAUCAGUGAAUGAAUCCUUCACCCGAAAUAUUAAAAAAAAAAA
Messenger RNA from Glossina fuscipes, 3535 nucleotides. Its product is annotated as paired box protein Pax-6. Gene Ontology annotation, biological process: anatomical structure development; regulation of transcription by RNA polymerase II. The record is from RefSeq and is a predicted model, not a curated record. Gene Ontology annotation, molecular function: DNA-binding transcription factor activity, RNA polymerase II-specific; RNA polymerase II cis-regulatory region sequence-specific DNA binding. The coding region runs from base 597 to 3485 and encodes 962 amino acids. NCBI's taxonomy places the organism in Eukaryota, Metazoa, Arthropoda, Insecta, Diptera, Glossinidae. The transcript has 9 exons.